AUGGCGUCAAGGAACACACCGUGCGAGGCGUGCAAGUCUCUGAGGCAAAAGUGCACAAACGACUGCAUGUUUGCGCUGGAUUUCCCACCGGACCAGCCGGAGAAGUUCGCGAAAGUGCACAAAGUCUUCGGCUCCAUCAACGUGGGCCAGCUGCUCAUAGAUCUCUCCCCAUCGCAGCCCGAGAACGCAGCGAACUCGCUAGCCGACGAGGCGGAGUCGCGCCUGGGGGACCAGUCCCCCAGGUGCGACUCCGUCCCAAUUCUCCAUCAAAGCUUACAGCAGGUUCACACCGAUAUCACCACUCUCAAAAACGAUCUCGCCACCUAUGACAUUGGUCAAAAAGGUGGCCAAAUGGAGAUUCGUGUGCUACAAGAAAUUUUGCAGGCAAAUGAAUUGGCUGUACGAGAGCAACUUGAGCGUUUGCGGACGUAUGAACUAUUGAUGCAGCCGAAGCCUAUGAGUUUCAAUGGUGGGUUCGACCCAGCUGCGGCUGGUGGCUCGGACCAGUUAUUUGAGGCUCAGCAAUUGGCAGCGAAAGAAGAUCUAGAGCUGGAGAUUUUGCGGACAUAUGAACAACAGCAGCAGUCGCAGCUUGUGAGUUUCAACGGUGGGUUCGACCCAACUGCGGCGGGUGGUUCAAGCCAGCACCACGAGGACCAGUCAAUUGACGCUCAGCAAUUGCUUGCGCCUGUGGCUGCGAGAGAACGGCAGGAGAUUUUGCAGACAUAUGAACAACUGCAGCAGCAACAGAUGCAUGUGGGUUUCAAUAGUUGGUUCGACCUGACUGCGGCGGGUAAUUCAGUUACUGCGCAGACGAAUAUUGCUGGUGGUGGUGGUGUUAUGUCGCCUUCGCUGGCACCGGGCACGUUUGAAAAUCCUUACCAGAUUCAAUCCCCACAACAAGUGGAACACCACGGCCAUCCUCUUCAGAAGCAGCUCCAGCAGUUACACCAACAGGAUCAGCAAACUCAGCAAGCCCAGUCGGAAAGUGAUGAGAAGCGUAAGGGUAAGGGUAAGGGUGUUGCACAGUAA
This is a messenger RNA of Corylus avellana, 1032 nucleotides long. RefSeq lists its product as uncharacterized. The record is from RefSeq and is a predicted model, not a curated record. NCBI's taxonomy places the organism in Eukaryota, Viridiplantae, Streptophyta, Magnoliopsida, Fagales, Betulaceae.